Messenger RNA from Nannospalax galili (Upper Galilee mountains blind mole rat), 1341 nucleotides. It is a transcript of the gene Samd7, whose product is annotated as sterile alpha motif domain containing 7. The coding region runs from base 1 to 1341 and encodes 446 amino acids. Gene Ontology annotation, molecular function: protein binding. NCBI's taxonomy places the organism in Eukaryota, Metazoa, Chordata, Mammalia, Rodentia, Spalacidae. The transcript has 7 exons. The record is from RefSeq and is a predicted model, not a curated record.
AUGACAAAUCCAAUGAUGUCUGUGAACCCUUUCUUGACAGAGUCAGGACAGCAGAGGAUCCCACUGGUUCCCUCACCAUUUAGGCCUCCAGUGGUAGACAGAGACGUCCUGUCUUCCACUAUAGCUCCAAGUGAUCCAAGCCAGUUUUGUGUUCCUUCCCAGUUUGGAUCCUCUAUUCUACCAAAUGCGAAUAUGCCAAGCCUGCUGCCCAGUCGUGUCUGCUCAGGCUGGGGCAUUUUACCACCUGAAUCCACAAAGGCAGUGACCAGAAGAAAUGAGAUGCUUCAAAGGUAUCAUACUGCCAGGGCAGAAAUGGAAAUGUAUGCUAUUUACCAGCAAAGGAGAAUGGAAAGAGUUAAUCCCAAGGGUCAUGCUGGUCUCGGACUCCCACUCCUUUACAGGUCCAGUGGACUGGGUAUCCCAGCAGGGUACCAUAGCAGGAACAUGCUGCCAGCCAGUGACCUGCAUUUGCGCAGAAGCACCCUCAGACACCUUCAGAGAAACCCCAUUCUAGUGGCAUCUGAUCCACACUUUACAGAGUGCUGGGGCCAGAAAUACCAACUCCGGAGAGGUCCAGGGAAUCAGAACCCUCUAGACAAUGAGAGUGAGGACUUCAAAAGUCAAACAGAAGGAAAAAUCUCAGGCCACAUGCCCGCAAGUCCCAAUGAUGAGGAUGAGUAUGCCAACGACCCGGAAAUUGAAGUAUGCAGCAACCAGAAGUCAGGGGAAACUGAGGAAAAGCCAAUCACAGCUCUCACCAACCCCAGUGAAGAGCUCCAGCCCACCCAGAGAAAACCUUCUUCCCUGGUGGCAAAGGCCUGGCGUGGUGACAAGGAAAAGUCCUCAGAACAGGAGUGUGAAGCCUGUGAUGAAAAGAAUGGGGUUUGCUCACCAGUUUCCAUAGCGUCUUUGCCAGGAGCACAUGCACUGCCUGCAAUUGGGGAAAGCCAUUCUUUGGCUGAAGAUAUUCAGAAAUGGACCAUAGAAGAUGUGCAUAACUUCAUCAAAAGCCUUCCAGGUUGUUCAGAUUAUGCCCAGGUAUUUAAAGACCAUGCAAUUGAUGGAGAAACACUGCCCCUGCUCACAGAGGAGCACCUUCGAGGCACCAUGGGUCUGAAGCUGGGGCCAGCACUAAAAAUUCAGUCACAGGUAUCUCAGCAUGUGGGAAGUAUGUUCUGCAAGAAAAUGCCUUCACUUCCUGCCCAUACAAGGCAAGCAUUUGAUCACCCGGCAGCUACGUCCCCUCUUUUGGAUAUUAAUUCCUGGAGUGGUGUGUUGAAUGUUCCUUGUUCCCAGGAUAUGAUUCCUCAAAGAAUUGAGCAAGACAGUAUGAGAAACUAA